This is a messenger RNA of Myxocyprinus asiaticus (Chinese sucker), 989 nucleotides long. RefSeq names its product agouti signaling protein, nonagouti homolog (mouse) 2b (gene asip2b). The record is from RefSeq and is a predicted model, not a curated record. The coding region runs from base 46 to 456 and encodes 136 amino acids. Gene Ontology annotation, biological process: positive regulation of feeding behavior; adult feeding behavior; hormone-mediated signaling pathway. Gene Ontology annotation, molecular function: neuropeptide hormone activity; type 1 melanocortin receptor binding. Lineage: Eukaryota; Metazoa; Chordata; Actinopteri; Cypriniformes; Catostomidae. Gene Ontology annotation, cellular component: extracellular region. The transcript has 3 exons.
UCUUGGGCUAAUCUGACACAUUUACAGACUCAAGUUGAUCCACAAAUGACGACGGCAAUGAUGAGAGUAUUUCUGCUCUUCAUGUGUUUGAUCUUCACAGCUGUUCAGUCGAGGACAGGCGAAGCAAACAGGAUGGAUGUGCGCAAAAAGCAUGAAAACGACGUGGCGCACCACAGCUCUGCCAUAACAACAGGAGUGUGGAAUCAGGAGAAUCCAAAAAGACUCUUUGCCAGGACUCGUUAUCUGUCUCAGCAGAGACAUCACGUGGUGCGACCUAAGCACACCCCUGAGGCAGUACCUCCAGCCCAGACUCCAGCACGGCGCUGCUCUGGUCUCAUGGAGACCUGUUCCUCACUCACUCCUUGCUGUGACCCCUGCACUUCAUGCCAUUGCAGGCUCUUCAACACGAUCUGCCACUGCUGGAGACUGGGACACCUCUGCCCCAAGAAGACCUAAUGGACCUUAAAAACACACACAGACACUAACUAUAUAUCACACUGCUGUACACAUACAGGAAUUAUACAUGUGUCUCUACACACAUAUAGACACACACACACACACUCACACUCUGAUUGAAAAUGCUUUAUAGAGUGCCAUAGAUCAAACAUGAUGUUUAACUAAGAGGUAAUUAUGUGUAUUACUUUCUAUCCAGUAUAUGUUUAACUUUUACAUACACUACUAGGUAAAAGUUUGGACACACCCAUUCAUUCUUUAGUGUUACUUUUUACACAUUUCAGAAUAGCAGUUAAGUCAUCAAAGCUGUGAAAUAACCAGUGCUGGGUAGUAAUGGAUUACAUAUAAUCUGGAAUACUUAAUCAUUUUCCAAUAAUCUAGUACUUGUAAUUAAGUAUAAUUAUAAAAUACUCGUAAUCAGAUUACAGUUACUUUUAUAUGGACUAUAUGAUUCAUGAUUACACAUUAAUCAGGCAACGGCAGUAAAUUGUUCAUAAUUAAUUGACCCCUUGCCCAUUCUUCUUUUUUUUAUAUAC